Trypanosoma brucei brucei TREU927 is the source of this 2163-nucleotide messenger RNA. RefSeq lists its product as hypothetical. Lineage: Eukaryota; Euglenozoa; Kinetoplastea; Trypanosomatida; Trypanosomatidae. The record is from RefSeq and is a predicted model, not a curated record. The coding region runs from base 1 to 2163 and encodes 720 amino acids. The transcript has a single exon.
AUGUCCUAUUUGCCUUUCCUUGCUUAUUUUUCUUUUCCCCGCCAUUCUAGGGUCAGGGUCACACGGCACAUUUGUAUGUCCUUUAUCGGCCGCCGUUCGCCCAUGGGAAGCUUGGACCGGGCUGCACAAACGGCCAUGGCAAUCGAGCUGGGCGCUUCCUUUGAUCCCUUUGACGGAGUUGGAGCCAACGAAGUUGGACAGGUGCGACUGCGGUGGUGGGCGGAUCAUGUGGAACAGGAGCUCGACGCAAACCGUAGUCCAUUUGUCGCGGCGGAGAUAUUACUUAAACAGAUGAAUGAGUAUGGAAAUUCUUCUGAUGAGUUGGAGGAACUUCUCCUAGCAACAAUCCUUCCGGUACUCAGUCGCUGCACUUCUUACUUGGGAACCUACGGUGACGUAUUUAAUAAGGCUCUAAAUGAGGUCAUUCCCGCCAUCAUGUUUACGAGGACGCUAGCAACAAGUCACGGUGAGGUCCUCCAGCGGAGGUCAUACGCCGAAUGUUUCGCCUCUAUUCUAUGCAAAUUUCAGUACCACGUGAAGCUGUCUUAUUCUCUAAACCGACGCGCCACGUUGGAGGACAGUGUGAUGACCCGCGUCGUUCGGAGGCUUGACAACUUAUGGAUGAGGAUGUGUUUCAGAGCGUGGAGGGCGCUGCGGAAUAGCGUGGCUACGACCAAACGAAGCUUCCAGCGUUUGGCGAAUAGAGGUGCUGCUUUGACUGUCGUGCCUGGACAUAUCCGGAUGUGGCGCCGUCACGCCCACUACGUGACACUAAAGGAGAAGUUAUCCAAACACACUGCCCUAAACCAAGAGCUGGACAAUUUGUAUGCUGCCGAGCAGGCGGCCAAGAGUAGCCAUGAAAGUAUCAUCCAGGAAGUUGAGGAAAAGAAUAGGCUCAUUAGUUUGACUACAGAGCGUUGCAUGGAGGCGGAAGCCCGAUUGGGUGAGCUUCAAAGUUUGAUGGAGGAGACAACUUCAUCUCUGGAGGGUCAUUGGAAGCAAUGGAAAAUAGCCAUCAACUGUCUGUUUGGUGACGGCCGCGACAGCCUACCACCUGUGCAUGGAAAUCUUCGCUCUGAUCUUCAAUCUAUUGCGCAGAACAUAACUGACACUGCUUUGCUUUUCCUGAAAGAGGCGAAAAAGCGCAAAUGGAAGAUGGAAAAAAGUACAAUUGCCCAAUACGUGAACCAAAUGGGAUUAGAGAAAUGUGAAAACCAACAAACGGGACUUGAUGACAUUAUUUCCACCCUCAGCCGUGUGUGUAAGCCAGUCAUGCCGCCAUUGCGCCUUCUUGACUUGAUACGUGAAGAUCAAGAGAAGUACGAUCUAACUAUUAAGUUUUUGUCGUGCGUGAACGGUGGUGGGCAUUGUUCCCUUUUCAUGAAUGGCCACACGCUCGAUGAUGAUGAGUUAAGUGUGGAAGGCGUACGGGACUUUGGAGUAAAGAUGGUUUCACAUGUCACGGAGGGCGUAGGUAGUUUUCAGGUAUGCCCUGAUGCCAACGAGGAUUAUUUAAAGGCAAUUCAAACCUGCUUAGCAGCAGAUGAGCUUACCAAGGUGCACGAUUACCUGAGUAGAGUUUUCUUUGCCCUAGCGACGGGUGGUUUGCCUCUCAACAGGGAGAAAAUUGAAAGGUGCAUUGAUAACCUUGUUGAGCCCCAUCACCGUCAGGUUGUGCAUGCAUUAUAUCCCUCGCAAGGAAUAAAGAAUUUUGCCGAUUUAAGAAGUUACCUAACAAGGGUAUCCAACUUUUGUCUAUGUACAAUCACAACGUUGGUUGAAUGCAUUGAGAAUCACUACGACGCAGAUCCGAAGGAGGACCUUUUCUCUGUGCUGUUUGAGGAGGAUGUUGUUACGUUCUUUGAGGAGCACGAAAAAGACAUUCACAGGCUAUUUGGGAUGUUUAGAGACAAGAGGUUCCCUAUGCUUCUGUCAAAAAGCCUCAUCAAGCCGUUUUUGGUUGAGAAGUUUAAUCUACUAGAUAGUGAAGUUGAUACUUUAUUCCAACUCGGUGCCACUCCGGAGAAAAUUACGAGGGAUGAGUUCAAGAAUUUCUUGACUGUACUUGCCGCGUUUUACACACCUUCUCCUUUUGUCCCACCGGUGAAGAAACUAGCAAGUGUGAUAAUGCAGUGCUCAGUUUCCUCAAAAGACGAGGCGUAG